AGUAGAGACGCGUGAAGGGUAAGCGAACGCGAAGGCAAUCAAAGGACUGACUUCUCCUGUCCGCACUGAUCGUCGUCUUCCGGCCUCCACCGACCCUUACGCUCUUACCUUCUCCAUUCGACCCUCUUCACGAGCCGGAUUCCUUGUUCGCCUGCAAGAUCCCUCGUCCCGUCUGGUCUCCUCAAGAUCUAGGUGUCGCCUGCGUACCGGGGGAUUCAUGUUUGUAGGUUUUGGUAACUCUUUGAUGCUCGAAAUGUAUGGAAAUUUAUUUGGUUUUUAGAAGCAUUUGAAGUGGUAAGUUGAAUCGCGGAUCUUUGGUUCAUCAGAAAAUGGCGGAUGGAUCGAAAUUUGCUGCGAUUAUUGGUGGCGGGGUUGGAGGAAAUGUCGUUGGGAAUGGGUUUUAUGAUAUGGAAUUUUACCAAAAGCUGGAUGAGGGUUCUAACAUGUCGAUAGAUAGUGUUAGAAGCCUUCAGACGAGCAUUGAUGGUGGGUCGGCUGCCAUGUCCUUGGAAAACAGCAGUGUCGGAUCGAACAACUCUAGGACUGGAAUACUUCACCAUACUGGACUCCGUCUAUUCCCGGGUGUCAAUUUCUCCGUGGGGCAUAGCGUGCUGAGACCUGGUAGGGUCUCUCAUGCUAUGAACGAAGACGCUUUGGCUCAGACCUUGAUGGACCCACGGUAUCCUACAGAGUCUCUCGAGAACUAUGAUGAAUGGACCCUAUAUCUAAGGAAGUUGAAUAUGGGGGUGGCCUUUGCUCAGGGUGCUUUUGGGAAGCUCUACAAGGGUACUUAUGAUGGACAAGAUGUUGCUAUUAAGCUGCUGGAAAAGCCUGAGAAUGAUCUUGAGAGGGCAUUGGUCAUGGAGCAGCAGUUCAGGCAGGAGGUUAUGACGCUCGCAAAUCUCAAACAUCCAAAUAUUGUCAGAUUUAUUGGGGCCUGCAGGAAGCCGAUGGUCUGGUGCAUUGUGACAGAGUAUGCAAAGGGUGGAUCAGUGAGGCAAUUUCUUAUGAAGAGGCAGAAUAGAUCAGUGCCUCUAAAGCUGGCAGUCAAGCAAGCAAUAGACGUUGCCAAGGGGAUGGAGUAUAUUCAUGGCUUGGGAUUCAUACACAGGGAUCUUAAGUCUGAUAAUCUACUUAUAUUUUCAGAUAAAUCAAUUAAGAUUGCUGACUUUGGGGUUGCUCGUAUUGAGGUUAAAAGUGAAGGAAUGACACCUGAAACUGGAACUUAUCGAUGGAUGGCUCCCGAAAUGAUACAGCAUAGACCAUACAAUCAGAAAGUUGACGUGUACAGCUUUGGCAUUGUUCUCUGGGAGCUUAUAACUGGAAUGCUCCCUUUCCAGAAUAUGACAGCCGUCCAGGCAGCAUUUGCUGUUGUGAACAAGGGAGUACGUCCAAUCAUACCGCAAGGUUGCCUCCCUGCACUUAGUCAGAUCAUGACCCAUUGCUGGGACCCUGAUCCUGAUGUGCGCGCUUCCUUCUCCGACAUUGUUGGGAUGCUAGAGAGUGCAGAAAAAGAGAUUGUGAAUAGUGUUCGUAGAGCACGGUUUCGUUGUUGCAUACAGCCAAUGACCUUUGACUGAAGCUUUAGUGAGUGAAAGUAACAAGUGUUUCAUGCAAUGAAGAUUUUUGGACUGCAGAUAGAUCAGAUAAAACUUAUUGAAAUGAGUUUUUUUGGUAAAAUUGCCUUUUACGGACUCAAAUUGUUCAAAAUAUGCUCAUGGAUAAUGUACGGAGUAAAUUGGUUCUCAUCUGUCUGAAUAGUAGUUUGGCUUUCUGUUGAAUAGCUACAAACCAAUGUAUAUCAAUUUAGAUUGUGUAAGUGUUGAGUUCCCAAAUCCAGUUAGCUCUGGUGACACACAUUAUUCUUAUAUUUGUGUAUUCUCUAUUCUUAUGAACACGGGAGGCAUGUUGAACUUUAAUAUA
Messenger RNA from Zingiber officinale, 1923 nucleotides. Its product is annotated as serine/threonine-protein kinase STY13-like. Gene Ontology annotation, cellular component: cytoplasm. The transcript is spliced from 3 exons. Lineage: Eukaryota; Viridiplantae; Streptophyta; Magnoliopsida; Zingiberales; Zingiberaceae. Gene Ontology annotation, molecular function: protein kinase activity; ATP binding. The coding region runs from base 330 to 1580 and encodes 416 amino acids. The record is from RefSeq and is a predicted model, not a curated record. Gene Ontology annotation, biological process: signal transduction; protein phosphorylation.